Molecule: messenger RNA, 2545 nt
Organism: Pecten maximus
Lineage: Eukaryota; Metazoa; Mollusca; Bivalvia; Pectinida; Pectinidae
Exons: 3
Coding region: 1390-2118 (242 amino acids)
Biological process (GO): superoxide anion generation
Molecular function (GO): superoxide-generating NADPH oxidase activator activity; phosphatidylinositol binding
Source: RefSeq, a predicted model, not a curated record
CAUACUGUACUUAUGUAGUAAUGGACUCGAUUAAACAAUACGUGGUUCGGUGUCUGAAGCAUCAUGACGUCACAGAAUAGUUUGGUAAAGUGACGUUUACAUUUUCCAACUCAUCGAUUUCACAGCCGUGAUAACAAGUUCCUGGUGUGUGUGUGUACUACCGGAGUGGAGUCUGUGAUAGGCCACAGUGGAUCAAAAUAACUGUACAUGUGAUAACAGAUCGGCCGGUAUAGCAAUGAUAACGUGGACAUUACAUGAGGUAUAUAUAUGUAUAUGUAUACAUACUUUACACACUUAGAAGGACUUUGUGACACCGUUACUUGUUAGGAGUGCGUGCUGUGUACUUGUUGUGUAUUGAUCUGACCCUUGAACUUCAAGAAAACCCUUACACGUUAUAUGUCUGUAUGACGUAUCGCUCAACUGGUGUAACAGCAAUCAGUCAGUUGGACCAAUCAGUAAUUGUCAUCAGCGACUAGUGACACAUAUCUUUGUGUCAAGUGGAGGAAGGUGGUCAGGGGUCCGACAUACUGUAGUAUUGUGGAUAGACGGAAUGUCUCAUCAGGUACGAAUGUAACAUACACGAAUAUUGUCAUCGGUUAAUUGUCUGAAUACAAGAAGAUUAAUGACUUCUUGUUAACUAUUAAUCACAACCAGAAUUAUACCUCAAUUGAUCCGUAAAGUGAAUACUUUUAACAGUAACAUUCAAACAACACGCACGUGAACAGGAUAUAAACACAACACGCACGUGAACAGCAUAUAAACACAACACGCACGUGAACAGCAUAUAAACACAACCCGCACGUGAACAGGAUAUAAACACAACACGCACAUGAACAGGAUAUAAGCACAACACGCAUAUGGACAGGAUAUAAACACAACACGCACGUGAACAAGAUAUUAACAUAACACGCACGUGAACAGGAUAUAAACACAACACGCACGUGAACAGGAUAUAAACACAACACGUUCGUGAACAGGAUAUAAACACAACACGCACGUGAACAGCAUAUAAACACAACACGCACGUGAACAGCAUAUAAACACAACCCGCACGUGAACAGGAUAUAAACACAACACGCACAUGAACAGGAUAUAAGCACAACACGCAUAUGGACAGGAUAUAAACACAACACGCACGUGAACAAGAUAUUAACAUAACACGCACGUGAACAGGAUAUAAACACAACACGCACGUGAACAGGAUAUAAACACAACACGUUCGUGAACAGGAUAUAAACACAACACGCACGUGAACAAGAUAUAAACACAACACGCACAUGAACAGGAUAUAAACACAACACGCACAUGAACACAUAUUAACAUACGGCUCUCGAAUCAUCACAACACGGAGUGAACAAGAAAACAGAACAUGGGACUGUAUGUUGAUCAAUGUCAUUGAUACUAAUAGUAAAAAGCUGCACAAGAAAAAAUAGAUACUGUUCAUAUAAAGAAAUCAGUUCUGGACAAAUAUCUAAUUGGUUUGUUUUUAUUUGCACGAUGAGUGGAACACUGUAUCAACAAAGGAUUGAUAUUUGGAAAAUGGAGGUAUUCCAGAACGUCAACCUCAACGGGGAUUUGUCUCCCGAGCUGUAUGACAUCAUGCAGCAAAACACAUUCUCGAACGUUUCUGUGACGUCAGCAGAUAUUUCCGGAUUCUCUGAGGUGAAAUUUAAAAACACGUGUGACUAUCUAUUCAUAGUGGACGUGCUGUGGUCGGACGGACGAUCCAUGUGCGUGAAAAGAACUUACAAAAACUUCUUAAAUUUUCGGAAAGUUUUGGUGGAUUAUUUUCAAAAAGAUGACCACAAUAAAGGACCGGUAUUUAUACCACACCUACAAGGGUUGAAGAUGUUCCGGCGGUACACACGUGACCUGGCGGAGGAAAGGGAAGCGGAACUCCAUAAAUUUGUUAAAAACCUCCUCAACGGAAACCCUCUGGUAUCCUCUACAAUCCCAGUGGUGGAAUUUUUCGAACCAAAGGCAUCAGAUCCCGUCCCCUUUAGAAGUAGCCCGGACGGAGAUGAAAGUGACGAAGAUCCAUUCGCUGAAGAAGUAUUCAGCCGGAAGUGGAUGAAACAAGACAAAUCCUCCGACAACUCCUCCAGGAGCAAAACAUAGUCCGCUUUCCGUGUCUAUCAUGUCAAUUAAUAAUAGUCUGUAUGUACGAAACCUGACACUGCUGUUGUACACAAACGUACGUGUAGGUUAACCAAAGGCCUUGGUUUGGAGGCUCUUUUAAGACAAUAGUAAAAGCAUGUGUUGGACACCGUAAAAACUUCCACUAGACUGGACAAUUUCACUAUUGGAAUGUAUUAAAAAAUAUGUUCAACGAGUAUUAAAUGGCUCCCAAACCUAACUCAGAGCUCGUGACAAGUAAUUGUAAUUUGUAUCGGUACCAAGGAGAUCAAGGCAACAAAGAUGAAAAUAUCCUGGGGAUAACGCACAAACGAAUAUGACAUGGAAUGAUGAUGACAUUUGUUUACUAAUCCGCUUUAAAUGUACUUAAUACAAUUAUUGAAUAAACUAUUUAACAUGCGUCACACAA